Messenger RNA from Ostertagia ostertagi, 258 nucleotides. Lineage: Eukaryota; Metazoa; Nematoda; Chromadorea; Rhabditida; Trichostrongylidae. The record is from the annotation of a GenBank genome assembly.
AUGCCGGGAUUUGGAACUUUGAAUCCGACUUCACCUUCACAAGAGAGUCCGCCAACUGUUAGAUAUGAAUGGACAGACAAUUGGGACCGCUCUUCCAGUCAACCAGCAAAGCGACGUUUCCUUGAUUUCGAAAAGGAGGCUGUUAAAGAAGCAAGAAGGUACUUGGAAUGUCCAACUCUAGUUGGAGUUGAAACGGACUCUGCAGACAAAAUACAUUUGAACGAAUACGUUUAUGGAGUAAGUGAUUUGUCCUGGUUG